This is a messenger RNA of Verticillium dahliae VdLs.17, 2167 nucleotides long. RefSeq names its product galactose-proton symporter. The transcript is spliced from 3 exons. Gene Ontology annotation, cellular component: membrane. The record is from RefSeq and is a predicted model, not a curated record. Gene Ontology annotation, biological process: transmembrane transport. NCBI's taxonomy places the organism in Eukaryota, Fungi, Ascomycota, Sordariomycetes, Glomerellales, Plectosphaerellaceae. Bases 125 to 1978 code for a protein of 617 amino acids. Gene Ontology annotation, molecular function: myo-inositol:proton symporter activity.
UGUUGUCGAGGUCUUCUUCGUUAAGCCCUCCACAAAAUAUCCUCAUCAUCAUACUUCAUCUGCGACUCCUAGGCUAAAUCGACACAGACAAGCCUUGACCCCAGGCUUGGGACGUGUUUCAGUCAUGCCUCCCCCACGUGUUGACGAUGAGGCUCCGCCAACAGACCUCACCAACGACCACCCCCGCAUGGGAGGCACCAACACCAGCCGCAGCAGCAGUAACAAUGAGCCCAUUACUGAUGAGAAGGUCAUGCAUCAGGGCGGGCCUGGCGGUCCGGACCGGCGCCGCCGCAGCUCAGUCGCCGCUCUGCUUCAGAACCCACUCGCAGGCUUGACCCAGGACCAGGUUCUCGCCGACGUCGACAACUUUACUCAGAGUAAGGGUUUGACGGAGUACCAAGAAGUCUUCCGCAAGGGCGCUCUCGUUGCUCAGGUCAACAACCAGGAUGGCGCCUUCGAGCGCAUUGACGCACUCGACGAGGACGAGAAGAAUGUCUUGCGUAGGGAGCUGACCCACCGCUGGAGUCAGCCCUUUAUGCUGUACUUCCUCUGCACUCUCUGCGCCGGAUCCGCCAUUGUUCAGGGCAUGGACCAGUCAGCCGUCAACGGCGCUCAGGACUUUUACUUCCAGGAGCUCGGCCUGGCAGACAUGUCAGCAGAGAUUCGGGGACUUCUGUGGCUGUCCGUCAUUACCGGUUUCUGGCAAGCCGCUGCCAACAACUGGUACAACCUUCUCAUCGCCCGCUUCUUCCUUGGUUUCGCCGUCGGCGCCAAGUCUUCCACCACCCCUGUCUACUCGGCCGAGUCCACACCCAAGACCAUUCGUGGUGCCCUCACCAUGAUGUGGCAGAUGUGGACGGCGUUCGGCAUCGCCCUCGGCACCAUUGUCGGCGUCGCCUUCUCUGGAGUGACAAUCUUCGGCGAGGAGACUCAAUGGCGUUGGAUCAUGGCCUCCACCUCCAUCCCUCCCCUCGUUGUCAUGGUCCAGGUCUACCUGUGCCCCGAGUCUCCCCGCUGGUACAUGGAGAAGGGACGCUAUGCCAAGGCCUUCGAGGCAACCUGCCGUCUUCGAUACACCAAGGUCCAGGCUGCCCGCGACAUGUACUACGCCUACAAGCUGCUCGAGAUCGAGAGCGCCGAGCGCGAGGGUCGAAACUGGAAGGAAUUCUUCACAGUGCGAAGAAACCGCCGCGCCGCACAGUCCUCGUGGUUUGUCAUGUUUAUGCAACAAUUCGUCGGUGUCAAUGUCAUCGUAUAUUACUCCAUGGAAAUGUUCCAGAAUGCCGACUUCACGCGGGACGAGGCUCUUCUCGUCACUAUGGGCACCGGUCUUGUCAACUGGUUGUUUGCUAUUCCGGCCAUUUACACAAUUGACACGUUUGGACGCCGCAACCUUCUGUUGGUCACCUUUCCGUUGAUGUCGUUCUUCAUGUUCUUCACAGGCUUUAGUUUCCUCAUUACCGAGCAAGCUGCGCGUCUGGCCUGCGUGACGACGGGUAUCUAUCUCUUCAUGGCUGUGUACUCGCCCGGCGCCGGUCCGGUUCCGUUCACGUACUCGGCCGAGGCAUUCCCGCUUCACAUUCGCGAUAUCGGCAUGUGCAGUGCCACGGCCGUCACCUGGGGCUUCAACUUCAUCAUCUCCUUCUCGUGGCUUCCCAUGGUCGAGGCGUACGGUGACACGGGCGCCUUCUGCUGGUAUGGCACAUGGAACCUCAUCGGCUGGGUCUUUGCCUACUUCUUCUUGCCUGAGACGAAGAACCUCACUCUUGAGGAGCUCGACAACGUGUUCAAUGUCACGAAUCGGGAACAUGCCGGGUACUACCUGAAGAAAUUACCAUGGUACAUCAAGAAGCAUCUGCUCUUCCAGGACGUCGAGCCCAUGCCCCCGUUGUACGCUUUUGACCAAUCGUCGCCACACGACAAGAAGCACGACCUGGCAGCCGCCGAAGCUUCGCACAAUGAAGGCGUUGUGCGCUAAGCGGUUCAAUGGAACAACAUGGCGGUGGAGAGUUCGCAUUUCAUUGGUGCGCAUGAUUUUUUUGUACUGAUAUUGCUUGUCUCGAUAUGACGAGGCGAAUAUACCGAUGGGGACGAACUUCUUCAUAUUCGAUAUCUCAAAGUUGAUGUUAAUUAGAAUGAAGUCUCGAAAUCGCAUAUGCAUGUAUGU